GGAGGAGGGAAAACCACGGCGCGCGUGUGGCCUCUUGGCGAUCGGCAUCUGCCUUGAUAUAGACUCCAGUACUGCGGCUUUCCAGAUGAGAGCAGAAGGCCGCUCUUUGGUGCCUGUGACAGCGCCGCCAGAUCAGCGCAACAUGGGAGGCGGCGAGCAGCAGCUGGCGCCCUCCAGCCCUCCACCAGACACCAGCAGCACACACAGCGGCGCAACCGACCCGCUCGCAUCAUUCCCAUGGGACCCCGCGGAGAUGGGUAACUAACUACUCACUGACACGUACACCGCCCGCAAGGAGCAUACCACGGUGUGGUGACAGCGUCGCUCGGUGUACGGGCGUACUCUGAUGUGCUGUGUGCUGUGUGUGUGGUGUGUGUGCAGAGUAUUUGUCGUUGGACGACACUGGUGCGACUUAUCCCUACGGCCUUCGGUGGCGAGUGCUGAUCCCCAGCCUGGUGUUGAUCUGUGUGGGGUGCGUCAUGUUUGUCAAGGCGACGGUGGACCAGCACUACGCCGACACGUUCCACAACUGGAACGUCUACGGCAUCCCCAUCCCCCACGCAUUCCUAUUCCCCUUCCUCGCAGUCGUCAGCGUCGUCGUCUUCGCAAUGGCCAUGGCCCACCUCUACUACAAGGUGGUCCUGCGGCCCACACUCGUGCUGCGCCCAACCUUCGUGUGUGUGCCGUCACUGCGGUGCUUCCUGAGGGUGCGGGUGCGGGUCGUGCACUUCAACACCGUCAUCAGCAUGACUCGCCUCAGGCGGCGGGGCACCUCCUGCUUGGGGCUCAGCCAGCGCAUCGAGGUGGCCUACAGGAAACCCUCCACAUCUGUCCAUUCGCCAUCCACCUCUUCCAACAUCCUCUCGCACAUCGGCGGACUCACGAGCGGGUUGGUGGCACCUGACAGCAGCGAGUCGAGUGUGCGCGACCGUGUGAUGAUCGACUCGCUGCAGCUGCCGUCUGAUAAGGAUUUCGACGACGUGUGGAGCUUUCUUCUGUCGCAAGCCAACCCGCAGAGGGAGGAAUCGAGACUCACUGCCAGUGACCCGUGAGUGACCGAUGGUCGCGGCAGUGAGAACUGUGUGUAAUGUAUGUGAGUGAGAGUACUAAGUGACGUACGUGCCUGCUUGUUGGUGGCACGGCACGUGUCUGUCUGUCGGUCAGCCAGCCAGCCAGCCAGCAGCCGGCCAGACUGAGUAUGUGGGUGGCGGGGAAGGUAAGGUAGGUACCUUGGGUGUGGUGUACAGCUAGCUGUGUGGUGACUUUGUGGGGCGGCCCUUGGUGGUGUCCGCCUGGGUGAGGUCAGGUGAGGUGAGUGCGUCUUUUUCUGUGGCAUGCCGUCGUGUGUGUUAUCAUGUGGUGCCGAAAGACUCAUGAUCAGGACGAGUGAUGCGACUUGGUCUGGUGUGAAUCAUGG
This is a messenger RNA of Vitrella brassicaformis, 1417 nucleotides long. The record is from the annotation of a GenBank genome assembly. NCBI's taxonomy places the organism in Eukaryota, Vitrellaceae.